AAAUUACAAAGUUGUGUUCAGCUAGGUAACAGAAUAUUGAACAUAGCAGAGGCAAUACUUGGUAUUACUAGCGGAAUUCCCACUAUUGGGUUUUCAAUAUAAUACGUUUAAAGUUGUAUAUAUAAUACUGAAAUGAAAAAGACGAGUAAUAAGGGUCAAACAUAUGCAUCGAGUCAAGAAGAUAGUGAAAAUGAUAGCGAUGAAACUGAAUGCAGCAUUGGUAGUAAUUCGACAGCAGGUACUCAUCGUAGUGACACACCUACACGCAGCGCACGUUACAGAAGGAAAGGAAGACGUAGAAGUAAAACUACAAAAUAUAAGUCUUGCACAGAUAAGCCCCUUUAUAAAUAUUGCUGCAGUAUUAAGGAAGAUCAUGGACAACCGUUGUUUGGUGUACAGUUCAAUCAUCAUUUAAAGGAAGGAGAGCCAUUAAUAUUUGCUUCUGUAGGAAGCAAUCGUGUAAGCAUUUACGAGUGUCCCGAAGGGGGUAAUAUCAGACUACGUCAGUGCUAUGCGGAUCCUGAUCCGGAAGAAAAUUUUUAUACUUGUAUUUGGACUUACGAUGAUUCUGGAAAACCUCUAUUAGCAGUGGCAGGAUCACGUGGUGUUGUUAGAGUCAUUAGUCCUGUAACUAUGACUUGUAUUAAGCAUUAUAUUGGACACGGCCAUGCAAUAAAUGAAUUAAAAAUUCAUCCUAAAGAUCCCAAUAUAUUGCUCUCAGCAUCAAAGGACCAUGCUCUCAGGUUAUGGAAUAUAAAAACUGAUGUCUGUAUAGCAAUUUUUGGCGGAGUCGAAGGCCAUAGAGAUGAAGUUUUAAGUGCAGACUUUGAUAUGAAAGGGGAACGUAUCAUCUCAUGCGGCAUGGAUCAUGCUUUGAAAUUAUGGUCAUUGGAUAAACCGGAUAUGCAAGAAGCAAUAAAACAAUCUUAUUACUCUAAUCCUACCCGUAACGGAAGACCUUUUGAUUCCAUACUGCAACAUUUUCCAGACUUCACUACACGAGAUGUACAUCGUAACUACGUUGAUUGUGUUAAAUGGUAUGGUGACUUUAUUUUAAGCAAAUCUUGUGAAAACUGUAUCGUAUGUUGGAAACCAGGACGUCUCGAAGAUUCUCAACUACGUAAUGGAGAAACAAGUGCCACAGUUUUACAUCGAUUUGAAUUUAAAGAAUGUGAUAUAUGGUUUAUAAGGUUUUCAAUGGAUUUUUGGCAACGCACAAUAGCUUUAGGAAAUCAAGUUGGCAGAACAUAUGUAUGGGACUUAGAGGUUGAUGAACCUGGACAAGCACGGUGUUAUUCCCUUCAUCAUCCUAGAUGUACUGCCCCUAUACGACAGACAAGUUUAAGUAGAGAUGGCUCAGUGCUAUUAUGUGUUUGUGAUGACGCCACUGUAUGGAGAUGGAACCGUGAACAUUAAUAGUUAUAUAAUAUAUAAAAAUGUGCCUUCAUACUUACAGAAUGUACCACAUUAAGCUUACUGCCUUUUAAUAUGGAGUAUUAUAAAAUAACUCUUAUCAAUAAUAGGUUGUACACUUAUUACAAAAUAUUAAUCAGAUAAUUGUAAUAAUUUUAAUUCAUAAAUAAUUUAUGAGGAAAUUACGAUUUAUACAUCCAUACUAUUAUUAGUAUGUUAGACUUUCGCAUUAAUUUCAAGCAAAGUUAAACGAGGUGAAUUCGUAUAUAUAUAUCGCAUAGGUAAAUUAUAAUGAUACUUGCACGAAAAA
Megalopta genalis is the source of this 1723-nucleotide messenger RNA. RefSeq names its product polycomb protein EED. Lineage: Eukaryota; Metazoa; Arthropoda; Insecta; Hymenoptera; Halictidae. The record is from RefSeq and is a predicted model, not a curated record. Gene Ontology annotation, molecular function: protein binding.